Messenger RNA from Triplophysa rosa, 3668 nucleotides. RefSeq names its product oxysterol binding protein-like 3a (gene osbpl3a). The coding region runs from base 347 to 2764 and encodes 805 amino acids. NCBI's taxonomy places the organism in Eukaryota, Metazoa, Chordata, Actinopteri, Cypriniformes, Nemacheilidae. The transcript is spliced from 22 exons. Gene Ontology annotation, molecular function: cholesterol binding. The record is from RefSeq and is a predicted model, not a curated record. Gene Ontology annotation, cellular component: plasma membrane; cytosol; intracellular membrane-bounded organelle.
CCUCACCGCGGAACUCAAAACACAAGAGGAUACAACCUGAGCUAGUGGCCGUAAACUUAAAACCCGUCGCCACUUCCACCUUCCGCUUUGCUCUCGGAUUACAACGGCACGUCACGAACGUUUCGUUCUAGAUAACCUUCCUCGAAGAGAAGUUACCUAACAUCUGACCGCGGCAGGUAGAGGAAGAGGGAUGGCGGCGGUGAGCCGGGUGACUGUCACCAGGUUCAAAGUAUGAACGUGCUGAUACGGCGUUUUUAAAAGUGGACCAUCGUUGACACAACGACAGACCAGACCGCGGUGCCACGCUGUCACUCUGAACUUGGCAACUGUGUGACUGAAUUGCAAGAUGAGUUCAGAAGAGCACAAUGUGACGCUGUCCUCAAAGGUGAUCUCCCCCAUGCCCACCUCACCAAUCACAGCAUCAUUUCCUCAAAGGAAAGAGAGUACUACUUCUACUGAAGAUAAAAGGGACAGCUGGGAGGUGGUUGAGGACCUGCAGAGUUUGACAGCAAAUGUUCAGAAGCCUAAGAAGCAGGAGGGACUGAUGCUGAAAAAGAGAAAGUGGCCCAUGAAAGGAUGGCAUAAGAGAUAUUUCCUGCUUGAGAAGGGCAUCCUGACAUAUGCCAAGACAGGGACUGAUUUGAAGAAGGGGAGGUUACGAGGUCGCAUUGAUGUUGGUCUCUCUGUUAUGGCUAUGAAAAAGAAGUCAUUGUGCAUCGAUCUGGAUACAGAGGACAGUAUUUACCAUCUUAAGGUAAAGUCUCGGGAUCUGUUUGAACAAUGGGUGACGCAGCUACGGCAUCAUCGAACGUUCCGUCAGAACGAGAUCGCCAUGGAGCCACAAGAGCGACAAUCUGACUCCAUGUCCAUUAGAAGACUUUCCUUUCUCACAAAGCAGCCUUCAGCCUUGUUAAAGAACAACUGGCGGCAAAACUCGCAAGACAUGGAAAAGUGUUGUAAAGAUCUGACAGAGUGCGAGUCUUCCUUGCUCGAAUUAAACCUUCUGCUGAAAAAUAUGGAAGUUCUGCAUAGAACUUUCUCAGCACCUGCCAUCAACACACUGCAGAUCGAAGGCUCCAAAAAAGAGAAGCGUGGACGAAGAUGGCGAUCUAAGAAUUACAGCAAGGAUAAUAAAAACACUGCACAGACUCCUGAUAUAUCUCAUCUGCACGUGUCUCAUCCAAACCUCCAGUAUUCAGAGCCUGUUUCUCCAGACUCGUGUCUAGACAGUCCCGACUCGCCCACAGAAGCCUCUCGAAUGCAGGAGGAGUUCUGUCGGCUUGCUGGUAUUGUUCAUUCCACUCUCCGCUCAGCAUAUUCCUCCCUGUCUUCAGAGAAAGACCGAGUCAGAAACACUUUGGAGACUAUCAGUGAAAAGGAUGUUCUUGAAGGGCCACGCCCUUUGAUGCAGCAGGUGUCAAGUGAGAGUCGAGGGUCAAUCCCAGAGUCUCUGUCAGAGUUCUUUGAUGCCAAGGAAUAUCUGCUGUCCGGUAGCUCAUCUGAGAAUGAGUUGUCAGACGAUGACUCGUAUGUCAGUGAUGUCAGUGACAGCACGUCGGUGGAAUUUUGCAGGAAUGACAAUAGCCGCGUGAGAGAGAUCUUGGAGAACGGCAACGAGUGCACGGUCACACGGCGGCAGCGUUUACCAAGUGCACGUAUGAACGAGAGUGUAAAUCUGUGGAGUAUGUUGCGCAGUAACAUCGGCAAGGACCUGUCGAAAGUUGCAAUGCCCGUUCAGCUCAACGAGCCAAUCAACACGCUGCAGAGACUGUGUGAGGAAAUUGAGUACCACCACCUGCUGGACACCGCGGCAGACACGAACGACCCACACAUGCGUAUGGUGUAUGUAGCAGCAUUCGCUGUGUCUGCAUAUGCAUGUUCGUUCACUAGAGCAGGAGGAAAACCCUUUAAUCCUGUGCUGGGAGAGACAUAUGAGUGUUUGCGACCCGAUAAGGGCUUCCGUUUCAUUUCUGAACAGGUCAGUCACCAUCCACCUGUGUCUGCCUGUCACUGCGAGUCCAAGAACUUCACACUGUGGCAAGAUGUCCGGUGGAAGAAUAAGUUUUGGGGGAAAUCUAUGGAGAUCGUUCCCAUGGGAGUCAGUCACUUAGAAUUGCCGGGUUUCGGGGAUCAUUAUGAGUGGAGUAAAGUCACUUCCUGCAUUCAUAACAUUCUGAGUGGCCAGCGCUGGAUAGAACAUUAUGGGGAAAUGUCCAUCAAGCACACAACCACAACGGGAGAUGUCAGUCAUUGCAAAGUCACUUUCCUUAAGUCGAGAUCUGGAGGUUUGAAUGCUAAUGAGGUAGAGGGUGUGGUUACUGACUCAGAGGGUCGUGUGAUUCACUGUCUGUUCGGCAAAUGGAACGAGGCUUUGUACUUGGGGAAACCGCCCUCGGCAACCUGCAUCUGGAGAGCAAAUCCCAUGCCUGAUGACAAUGAGCAGUACUAUGGAUUCACACUGUUUGCAAUAGAGCUGAAUGAAUUGGAGGAGAGUUUAAAACCCCUCUUACCCUCAACGGAUACACGUUUUAGACCUGACCAAAGACUCUUAGAAGAAGGUGAUAUUACUGGAGCAGAAGAGCAUAAAGAAAGAAUUGAAGUGCUCCAGAGAGAGAGAAGAAGAGUCCUGCAAGAAAACAACAUGACACACUCGCCCCGAUAUUUCAAGCGUGCUGAAGACGACUCGUGGGUGAGCAACGGCACAUACUGGGACCUCAGGAAAGACCCUGGAUUCAGCAAACUAGAAUUCCCUGCGCUUUGGUGACCCCUAAUGGAUUUCUUUCAUUGACUAUACAGUUUCUACUCUGAAUGUAUAUAGAUACCUGUCAUCCACAAUAAAAUCAGGUGCACAUAUGCAGUAGCACAAUAUAGAAAGUAUCUAUAGAAACGUAUUUAUGCCUUACUUGGCACACUGCCUUGCUGCUGUUUACGUAAAUGUAUGAAAAAAUUAACAUUGUAAGUGCCUGGUUAUAUUUUGUUUAUUUACAUUCAAUAAGCACAAUAAGAAAAAAUCAUAUUAAGCGAUCAAGUUAUUCUAUAUUAAAGCUGGCUUCAAAUGCAGUGUAAACAGAUACAGUCAUACAUAAUGAAACAAAGCCCCAACCAUUCAAAAAUACUGUAUUACAGUAAAGAGGAAAGGCCUUUCGACAAAAUGUUAAUUCAUGGAUAUUUACUUUAUUUUUACUCUAUGAAAAGAUUGAAAGUCACAAGUCAAACACUGCCGACUGAGGGACUCAAACAUUAUCAGGUACAUCAGGGAGUAAAUUGGAUAUAAUGUAAAUUGUCACAUACUGUAAUGAUUUAUGUAAUCCUUCAAUAAAAUAUGUAAUAAAAUAUAAUAUAAAAGAUAGGUUUAAAAUAAAUACUGUUUAAAUGAAUGAUGUUUGUUCUGUACAUGUCUGGCCUCCAUGUGUACAGUUUGUCUUUGAAAGUGAGUGUGUGGUAAUCUCUAUGUGGUGUGUCUGUUACACUUGAUAAUGUUGUUCUGUUUUCUGUGAGGUUUGUGGGUUUGGUGUUUUAGAUGUGAUAAACAACUUUUUUUCUCUCUUUAGUCUGUGUCAUAGUGAACAGAUCAGGGACUGUUUCUUUCAGAGGUUCAGGAACGAUUCGCAUCAGUGUAUGAUGACUGACUACAUCUUUGGAUAGCGCAAUAAAUGUUAUGAGCACAA